UUUGCACGCUUUGGCUGUGACAUCCGGGCCAGAAAGAUGGCAUCAGUUAACGGCAGCAGCCAAAACUGUGUGUUGGGUCAAGAGCGAGGCCGGCUGGGGGUCCUGGCCAUGUCCUGCAUCAAUGAACUCAUGUCCAAGAACUGUGUGCCUAUGGAAUUCGAGGAGUACUUACUGCGUAUGUUCCAGCAGACUUUCUACCUCCUGCAGAAAAUCACCAAGGAUAACAACGCCCACACAGUGAAGAGCAGGCUAGAAGAACUCGAUGAGAGCUACAUCGAGAAGUUUACUGACUUUCUGCGGCUCUUUGUGAGUGUUCACCUAAGGAGAAUCGAGUCCUACUCCCAGUUCCCUGUGGUGGAGUUUUUGACACUUUUGUUCAAGUACACAUUUCAUCACCCUACUCAUGAAGGUUACUUCUCUUGUUUGGAUAUCUGGACGCUCUUUUUGGACUAUCUGACAAGUAAAAUUAAAAGCCGUCUGGGAGACAAGGAAGCAGUUCUCAACAGGUACGAAGACGCCCUAGUCCUCUUGCUGACGGAGGUGUUGAAUCGAAUCCAGUUCAGAUACAACCAGGCCCAGCUGGAGGAGUUGGAUGAUGAGACUCUGGAUGACGAUCAGACAGAGUGGCAGCGGUACUUACGCCAGAGCCUGGAGGUGGUGGCCAAAGUGAUGGAGCUCCUUCCCACACACGCCUUCUCCACACUGUUCCCAGUUCUUCAGGACAAUUUAGAAGUUUAUCUGGGGUUACAGCAGUUUAUAGUUACUUCAGGGUCAGGACCCAGGCUGAACAUCACAGCGGAGAAUGACUGCCGGCACCUACACUGCUCCCUGAGAGACCUGAGCUCCCUCCUGCAGGCUGUGGGCCGCCUGGCCGAGUACUUCAUUGGGGACGUGUUCGCCGCACGCUUCAGCGACGACCUCACAGUGGUGGAGAGAUUGGUCAAAGUCACUUUGUAUGGAUCUCAGAUAAAAUUGUACAACAUUGAGACUGCCGUGCCAUCAGUAUUGAAGCCUGAUCUCAUUGAUGUGCACGCUCAGUCCCUGGCUGCCCUGCAGGCGUACUCUCACUGGCUAGCACAGUACUGCAGCGAGGCACAUCGGCAGAAUACCCAGCAGUUCAUUUCACUCAUCUCCACCACCAUGGAUGCAGUCACACCUCUCAGCACCACCAAGGUCCAAGACAAAUUGCUGCUAUCUGCAUGCCACUUACUGGUCUCACUGGCCACCACUGUGCGACCUGUCUUUCUGAUCAGCAUCCCUGCAGUACAGAAAGUAUUCAACAGGAUCACCGACGCCUCUUCCCAACGACUUGUCGAUAAGGCUCAGGUGUUGGUGUGCCGAGCCCUCUCGAACAUCCUGCUGCUUCCGUGGCCAAACCUCCCAGAGAAUGAGCAGCAGUGGCCGGUGCGCUCCAUGAACCAUGCCAGCCUCAUCUCUGCGCUGUCCCGGGAUUAUCGCAAUCUGAAGCCCAGUGCUGUCACCCCACAGAGGAAGAUGCCCCUGGAUGACACCAAAGUGAUCAUCCACCAGACACUUAGUGUCUUAGAAGACAUCGUGGAGAACAUCUCUGGGGAAUCCACCAAGUCCCGACAGAUCUGCUAUCAGUCGCUGCAGGAAUCCGUUCAGGUCUCCCUGGCCCUCUUUCCAGCUUUCAUCCAUCAGUCAGAUGUGACUGAUGAAAUGCUGAGCUUCUUUCUUACUCUGUUUCGAGGCCAUAGAGUCCAGAUGGGCGUGCCUUUCACUGAGCAGAUCAUACAGACUUUCCUCAAUAUGUUUACCAGAGAACAGUUGGCUGAGAGCAUCCUCCACGAAGGCAGUACUGGCUGCUGGGUGGUCGAGAAGUUCCUGAAGAUCCUGCAAGUGGUGGUCCAGGAGCCUGGCCAGGUGUUCAAGCCCUUCCUCCCCAGCAUCAUCGCCCUGUGCAUGGAGCAGGUGUAUCCCAUCAUUGCCGAGCGCCCCUCCCCUGAUGUGAAGGCAGAGCUGUUUGAGCUCCUUUUCCGGACGCUCCAUCACAACUGGAGGUACUUCUUCAAGUCCACCGUCCUGGUGAGUGUGCAGAGGGGCAUGGCUGAGGAGCAGAUGGAGAACCAACCGCAGUUCAGUGCCAUCAUGCAGGCUUUUAGACAGUCCUUUCUCCAGCCCGACAUCCACCUAUUUAAACAAAACCUCUUUUACUUGGAGACCCUCAACACCAAGCAGAAGCUGUACCACAAGAAGAUCUUCCGGAGCGCCAUGCUCUUCCAGUUUGUGAACGUGCUGCUCCAGGUCCUGGUGCACAGGUCCCACGACCUCCUGCAGGAGGACAUCGGCAUCGCCGUCUGCAACAUGGCCUCCGUGGACUUCGACGGCUUCUUCACGGCCUUCCUCCCGGAGUUCCUCUCCAGCUGCGAUGGUGUGGAUGCCAACCAGAAAAACGUGCUGGGGCGCAACUUCAAGAUGGAUCGGGACCUGCCCUCGUUCACCCAGAGUGUGCACAGGCUAGUCAACGACCUGCGCUACUACAGACUCUGCAACGACAGCCUGCCGCCCGGCACCGUGAAGCUCUAGGUGCGGCCUGCUCGCCACCCGAGGGACCCCGACUCCUGCCGCCGCCCCCGCAUCACCUCCGCUGCGGCCACUGGC
This is a messenger RNA of Dama dama (fallow deer), 2622 nucleotides long. RefSeq names its product exportin-6-like. The transcript has a single exon. The annotation marks the transcript as partial. Gene Ontology annotation, biological process: protein export from nucleus. NCBI's taxonomy places the organism in Eukaryota, Metazoa, Chordata, Mammalia, Artiodactyla, Cervidae. The record is from RefSeq and is a predicted model, not a curated record. Gene Ontology annotation, molecular function: nuclear export signal receptor activity.